This is a messenger RNA of Bursaphelenchus okinawaensis, 2031 nucleotides long. NCBI's taxonomy places the organism in Eukaryota, Metazoa, Nematoda, Chromadorea, Rhabditida, Aphelenchoididae. The record is from the annotation of a GenBank genome assembly.
AUGGCCGAUACCACCGCGAAAGACCGAGUUAUUGGACCAAUUGCCCGUGAUGGCAACCGAGUGGAACUUCCCGAAACCGACGAGAAGAUUCAAGUCUUCAACGGCAUCCCCAACUAUCCAGCUGGAUACAAGUUUGGCGACAAAUUUGUGGUAAGUUCUUUGAAGAUUUCUUUGAUAUUGAUGUGGGAUAUGAGGUUUUAUUAAUGAAUUUCAGUGACAAAUGGUAAAAUCAACAGGUUUUUUCUAAAAUUUGUUAAAGUUUCACUGAAGUCUUGCGAUUUUUGUACAUUUCUUUCUGUAUUUCUCUUGGAUUUUUGUCCAAAAAUUGCUCUGAACCUAAUUCUAUCUAUCCUACUUCACAAAACUUAAAAUUUCCGUCGAAAAACUUCAAUAUAUCCUCCAAAGCCCUAUUAAUCUUAUCACAUUUCAGAUCGAAGAAAGAACUGGCUGGGACGACCGUUUUGGUGCCACUUAUUUCGCGACGCCUCAGAAAUCGGAUCGUCCUCUAGAGCUGGUUCUCCGCGUAGACAACCUGCUCAAGCACAACCCAUCCAUCUUGAUGGUUGAGAUUGCAAUGCUGAGAAAGGCGGAUGAGCACCACAAGCAUCAGUUCUUCGCCCAACUCCACGAGCAAGGCCGCUACGAGACCGACUACUUUUGGUACACUACCUACUUCAAAGGUGGUCCAUCUUUGCGGCAGAUCACGGAUUUUAUGCGCCAGAAUCGAGGAAGGCGUUUCAGCGCUUCAACCGUUGGCAGAUUCGCUCAGAAUCUUUAUGAAAUGAGUUUUUUAAAAGUUUUGUGGGCCUCUAAGGGCUUUCUUAAUAUAUAAAGGAUAAAAAACAGUAAAAAAUUGAAUUUUAGGCCGUUUUUCAAACCUUAAAUGGGCUCAAAACCUUUAAAAUUUGAUUGUUUUAGAUCAUCGGCUUCAUGCACUCUUGCAACUUCCUGAUCUGCGCCAUAGAUCAAGAGAUGUUCCACCUGGACGCCGCUUCUCGGACCUUGUUCCUCUCCGACCUAUCUACCAUUCAUCCCAGGCCAAAAACCCCUUCCAAUCUCAGAUGGUGCGGCGGACUCAACUACACCCCACUGGCUUGGUCAGCCCAGAUUCAGAACAAAAUACUGGUGGAAAGUCUGACUAAUGUUGAGCUUGAGGCCGUCUUCUACUUGCUCUUGGAAAUGGCCUUGGGUGGAUUGCCAUGGGCAGCUGAUCACUCGGAUGUAGUGGCUCAAAAGAAGAUCAAACUGUUUGAGGGGGACCGGUCGGCUUUUAAGGCACUUCCUCAGACGUAGGUUUUGGUUUUCUAUUUUCUACUUGAAUAUAGUUGCCUACUACAAUAUAAUUUUAAAACUUUUUUUUCGAUUUUGUUGAACUAACUUGGCUUAGCAUCCUGUGUAUAAUACCCAAUGCCUUUUUUAACAUCACACCACGCCUUGUUUAACAUUACAAUACAUAUUUAAAAGCCAAAUUUCGUUUUCAGCUACUUCAAGCUCUGGGAGAACAUUGUGGACAUCGUCACUUCGGACCGCCCCUACUCUGACCUCUCGGUCACCCUUGACCUAUGUCAAGAGAUAUACAAGAAGGACGGUGGCUGCUCUUCAUGGGACGACGACUUUGACUUUGAACGUCAACCCACUCCAGAAGAAUUGCCCAAGUUUGUGAUGGAGAAAGUGGCUAAUGAUCCAGAAGCCCAGGAAAUUGAUCAAGGGGAAAAUGGCGAGAAAGAUGAAGGUAAGAAGAAUAAAGAGAAGAGUCAAAACAAGAAGGAUGAAGGAAAAGAUGAAGGUGCCUUGACUAAAGAAGCCGGUAAAUUAAGCAAGAAGAAGAAUGAGAAGCCGACCAAAGAAGCCGCAAAGCCAGAGAAGAAAGAGGUUGAAGAUCCGAGUUCAUCAAAGAAAAAUACUGAAAAUUCUGAUAAGCCUGAAACUUCAAAAGUGGUCUCCCACGUCAUCUUGCCCAAGGCCGAACCACCCAAAGCCGAUCAGCGCGCCACCAAGAAGAAGACGGGCAAAAAGGCCGGAAAACGUUGA